AUAAUGCUUCAGUGCCGUCGUUUUCCACACCUUCCCUCUUCCGUUUCCGCCUCUCCACUACCGGCUGCGUGCUUUAGCGGGGUUAGCUAACAAUUCACACGUUCUCCUCUUUUGCUUCAUUAUUCACUAGCUUAGACUAACACCUAGCGUCAUGUCGUACCACGAUGAGGAAGAAGUAAGUGAAUAGUUUCAUCUCAAAGACAUUUCAAACCUUUGUGAUCGAAGCACCGACACGCUGCUUAGCGGUAGCCUACUAGCCACCUAGCUGCCUAGCUAACUCUGACGACCUAGCAGUAGCUUGUGAUGAGAUAGCGUGAUGUCAAUAAGAUCCGAGACAAUGCAGCCAAACCACAGUCUGUCAGACGACAAGUACGAUCCUUAUGACUAUGACCUGCACACUGGUGACCCGAAAGCGGACCUGGCCUACGAGAGGCAGUACGAGCAGCAGACCUACCAUGUUAUUCCAGAGGUGAUCAAGAACUUCCUGCAGUAUUUCCACAAAACCACCUCUGACCUGAUUGACCAGAAGGUCUACGAGCUGCAGUCCAACCGCGUCUCCAGCGAGAGCAUCGAGCAGAAGAUCUACGAGAUCCAGGAUGUUUAUGACAACAGCUGGAACAAGUUGACGGAGCGUUUCUUUAAGACAUCUCCCUGGCCAGAGGCUGAGGCCAUAGCAUCACUUGUUGGUAACGAUGCUGUGUUCCUCAUCCUUUACAAGGAGCUCUAUUACAGACACAUCUACGCUAAAGUCAGCGGCGGGCCGACUUUGGACCAGAGGUUUGAGUCGUACUACAACUACUGCAACCUCUUCAACUACAUUCUCAAUGCUGAUGGCCCCGCCCCUCUGGAACUGCCGAACCAGUGGCUGUGGGACAUCAUCGAUGAGUUCAUCUACCAGUUCCAGUCGUUCAGUCAGUACCGCUGUAAGACGGCCAAGAAGUCAGAGGAGGAGAUUGAAUUCCUGAGGAACAACCCGAAGAUCUGGAACGUCCACAGCGUCCUCAACGUUCUCCACUCAUUGGUGGACAAGAGCAACAUCAACCGCCAGCUUGAGGUGUACACCAGCGGAGGAGACCCAGAGAGUGUGGCUGGAGAAUAUGGGCGUCACUCCCUGUACAAGAUGCUGGGUUACUUCAGCUUGGUGGGGCUCCUGAGGCUUCACUCUCUGCUGGGUGAUUAUUACCAGGCCAUCAAAGUCCUGGAGAACAUCGAGCUCAACAAGAAGAGCAUGUACUCCCGCGUGCCUGAGUGCCAGAUCACCACCUACUACUACGUGGGAUUUGCCUACCUGAUGAUGAGGCGUUACCAGGAUGCCAUACGAGUCUUCGCCAACAUCCUGCUCUACAUCCAGAGGACGAGAAACAUGUUCCAGAGGACAACUUAUAAAUAUGAGAUGAUUAACAAACAAAAUGAGCAGAUGCACGGUCUGCUGGCCAUCGCUCUCACCAUGUACCCGAUGCGCAUUGAUGAGAGCAUCCAUACCCAACUGAGGGAGAAGUAUGGAGACAAGAUGCUGCGGAUGCAGAAAGGAGACCUGCAGGUGUUUGAGGAACAGUUCAGCUUCGCCUGUCCGAAGUUCUUGUCGCCUGUGGUGCCAAAUUACGACAAUGUCCACCCCAACUACCACAAAGAACCUUUCCAGCAGCAGCUGAAGGUCUUUACCGAGGAAGUGCAGCAGCAGGCGCAGCUCUCCACCAUCCGCAGCUUCCUGAAGCUCUACACCACAAUGCCAGUAGCCAAGCUGGCAGGUUUCCUGGACAUGACAGAGCAGGAGUUCCGUAUCCAGCUGCUCGUCUUCAAACACAAGAUGAAGAACCUUGUGUGGACCAGCGGCAUCUCAGCUCUGGAAGGAGAGUUCCAGUCCGCUUCUGAGGUCGACUUUUAUAUUGACAAGGACAUGAUCCACAUUGCUGACACUAAAGUUGCUCGUCGGUAUGGAGACUUUUUCAUCAGACAGAUCCACAAGUUUGAGGAGCUGAAUAAGACAAUGAAGAAGAAUGCAGUCACCACCACCGUCGCCGCCGCCACCACCACCACCACCGCGACUUCAGCAAGCACGGCGAGCCGAGCAGUGUGAGCGGCAGCGGUGAAGAGGAGCGGAGUCAUCUGCCCCUUCAGCCUGUUUCAAGCUGUUGGAGAAAUAUUUCUGAUGGGAACUUUUCUAUGUAACAAUAAAAGGAUGGAGUGAUGUGCUAAAA
Messenger RNA from Paralichthys olivaceus (Japanese flounder), 2198 nucleotides. RefSeq names its product eukaryotic translation initiation factor 3, subunit 6 interacting protein (gene eif3s6ip). Gene Ontology annotation, molecular function: protein binding; translation initiation factor activity. Gene Ontology annotation, cellular component: cytoplasm; eukaryotic translation initiation factor 3 complex. Gene Ontology annotation, biological process: translational initiation. NCBI's taxonomy places the organism in Eukaryota, Metazoa, Chordata, Actinopteri, Pleuronectiformes, Paralichthyidae. The record is from RefSeq and is a predicted model, not a curated record.